GUCGAACGGCUCUCGGACGUCACGAUGCAGGAGGAAACAGAACAGCUGGGAACCGCCCGCGGCAUCCUCGACGACUUGAAUGAUCGGUUGGGCUGCGCGAUCGAGCUGUGGAGCCACCUGACCGAUGACGAGAAGAAUCUAGAGCCUCCGUCACCAGCUGCUCCGCCGCCGCAGCGUGUCGUCGAAGACGGACCCGCCCUUGCGCAACAGAGCAGACGCCAGCCAAAGUACAGCGAUCCCGCAGUGGGCACCACAGCCCGCUACACGCACCAGUGGGCCGACUGGGCUUCGGCCCCGACGAUGCACAACCCCUCGAAGCUCGACCUCCAACGGUCCCAGGCCCCGGCAUGGUGGUGGAUGCAAGAGCAGGACCACUACGGGCUGUGCCAGCCACUGGAGCAGGGACAACUCGAGAGCUCCGCGAGGGCAGCUCAGUUCAACAGGGCUCACGCACCGAUACCGCAACCGCCGCCGCCGCCGCCACCGCCACCGGCGCGGCACGGGUCGUUUGCCCAAGAGAAGAACCUGCGUCCGGGAAACAUCUGGACCGACCGCCCCCGCUACCCCAUCCCGGACGACGAUGAGAUCUCGCCCCGGACGGUG
Molecule: messenger RNA, 603 nt
Organism: Thermothielavioides terrestris NRRL 8126
Lineage: Eukaryota; Fungi; Ascomycota; Sordariomycetes; Sordariales; Chaetomiaceae
Exons: 2
Source: RefSeq, a predicted model, not a curated record